This is a messenger RNA of Prunus mume (Japanese apricot), 614 nucleotides long. Its product is annotated as SSUH2-like protein. Lineage: Eukaryota; Viridiplantae; Streptophyta; Magnoliopsida; Rosales; Rosaceae. The record is from RefSeq and is a predicted model, not a curated record.
UCUUUGGAGAAGAGACAGCCUACUGAUUAUAAGUGUGGAGAGUAAAUCUCAUGCAUUUCUUCUUGGUUUGAUAAGAAAGAAAACAAAUGAUGAUCAAACCUUCCAUGUCUUGCAACAGUUUGACUCCUCAUCCUCAUCCUGCAGUGCCAAUUAGCCCUCAGCUUACCUCAACCAUCAUAGAGCAGAAGAGGCCCAGAGCAGUUGCAGUUUUUGCAGCAAAAUCUGGAGGAUUUUCACUCAACUCUUUCUUGAAAAAGUGUGAAACCUGUGGAGGCAAAGGUGCAAUUGAAUGUCUAGGAUGCAAGGGAACGGGAAGAAAUAAGAAGAAUGGGAAUAUUUUUGAGCGAUGGAAGUGUUUUGAUUGCCAAGGAUUCGGACUAAAGGGUUGCCCCACCUGUGGACAAGGAGGACUAACACCAGAACAGAGAGGAGAAAGAUAAAAAAGAGUUUGAUGAAAGAAAAAGUUACACAACUAAUUGUACUUUGCCCUAUAUAUUUCCUUAUAAACUUCAAUUAGUGAAUUUUACACGAUGCUGUUGAUGUAAGACUAACCGAUUAGACUGAUUCUUGAACGAUUAUCCAGUAAUUAACCGUUACCCUAUUUCAGAGGCGGC